UCUCCCUCCCCCUGUGGGGCCGCUGAUGCGUUUCCGGUUCCUUUGCACUCUCCGCCCGCCGGAGUCACCGGAAGCGGAGGGAGCCGGGCGGACAGGAACGGAAAGCCCGUGACAGCCACCAGAGCCGCCACCUCCCUCCGUGUCACCCCAAAUCCCCCCUCCCCCCGUCACUCAGGGCAGCGUGGUGUCUCCAGUCACCCCAUUCUGCCGGGCCACCUGCUCCAUCACCUGUCACCCGAUUCCUGCAGCUGCCGUCGCCCUUCUAUAGUAUUGCCAGAAGCAGCAGGGCUCGUCACCCACACCACCACCCCUCCCCUGCCAGGUGUCACAUCCCCAGCACCCGGUGCCCGGCUCCCCGCCAUGGCCAAGAACACCCUGUCGUCGCGUUUCCGCAAGCUGGACAUCGAUGAGUACGACGAGAACAAGUUCGUGGACGAUCAGCUGCAGGAGGAGCCGGCGGAGCCCCAGGAACCAGACGAGGGGGAGGUGGACGGACUGAUCAGGCAAGGGGACCUGCUCCGUGCCUUUCAUGCUGUCUUCCGGAACUCUCCUGUCAACUCCAAAAACCAAAUAGUGAGGGAUCGAACCCAGGCAAUUGUACUCAAGGUCCUGACGUCGUUCAAAAGCAAUGAGAUUGAUCAAGCAGUAAAAACACUGGACCGAAGUGGGAUUGACCUGCUUAUGAAAUAUAUUUACAAGGGGUUUGAAAAGCCCACAGAGAACAGCAGCGCAAUAUUGCUACAGUGGCACGAAAAGGCAUUCGUAAUAGGAGGCCUUGGGUCCAUAGUCCGAGUUCUGACAUCACGGAAAACUGUGUAAAAGACUGUAUUAGCUGAAUUCAGAAGUUUAUGUUCCGGGGCUCCAGCGCAGUGAUGGAGGAGCGGAUGCAGAGGGCCCCACCUGUCUGCAGAGUGCUAUACAUUAAACUGUUUUGGAAAAUUCAAUUGGGAAUGCUUCUUAUUACCAACUGUGGACGAGACAUGAAUGUAUGUUUGUUUAAUGAGGUAUAUUUUGUUCCAAGCACCAGUCCUUGUCAGCAAGGCUAUGUUAACUGGCUAAGAUGAGGAAUUUGAGCUGGGGGGAAUGGUGACAUUCAUUACAUGCCAAGAAUCAACCACAAUUGUAGUCCAGCAGAGCGCUGCAGCUAGCCCAUAGCCUGCAUCGCUCCCACUAAGGCUGUGAUCAUUUCUACCCUCCUCUACAAACAUAAGAAUUCUCUACUAGAAAUAAAUGUGAGUAUGCCUAUAGGAGCAGAAAUGACCUAUUCAUAUGAAAUAGGACUGGUAGCUUUUUAUUUGUUAACUUGUAUAUACAGGAUUUUAGAAGUUCCUUGAUUUUGGUCUUACUUGAAAACGCUUUAACCCUUUCUCUGCCAUAGUGGCCAGCAGUACAGUGUGGUGUCAGCCUCUCUGGCACAGGAAGGGUGAAGGCCUGUAGAGGGGGUGGGGGAGAUAGGGGAUGUGUUUGUGCUGUCUCUAAGUUAAACCUACAGUAUCACUGGGAGCGGUUUGGUAUAUAGAUAUUUUUCUUUUUGUCCCCACCGUGGCGUUUGGAGAAAGAUGGCCACUCUCCUGCCGUGCCUGCUGCUCUACCGAUACCUGUAAACUUUAUUAAACUGACAGCUUCCUUGAGUGAAGUCUUGAAAUCACUUUUGUUUUAUUUUUGUGUUAUUGGUUGAGACUGUUUUAUUUUCUUUUUACUUUUUGAAGCAACAUUGCAUGUUUCACUCAUACACUGAAUAUUUAUUUUUCUGCAUCCUAACAAUACAGUGAUGCAGUAUUGUGCUGCAAGAGCUUCUAUACUCUGCUCGGCAGUCAGCACAGCGGGACAGUUAUCAGGGAGGUUUUUCUAAGCAGUCCCAGGAGCUCUUGCAUACCCUCUAAAAAGAACCCCUUUCCUGGUAAACAUGCAAUGUUGCUGAUCUAGUAGCAGGAGUUAGACGUUGGGAUAUUCCUGCAGAACAGUGCUGUCCGAUAUCUGACAACUGAGCCCACAGUCUGCACUGGGCCCUAUACCACCCAUUGGACAGUCCUGCUCUAUAAAACUCUGAAUGUGGGUUUGUUGUCCACAGAAGGAUUAUCUGUUAAGUGCCUGCUACAUCAAUAAAGCUCUUGGAUCAUUGAU
This is a messenger RNA of Pseudophryne corroboree (corroboree frog), 2124 nucleotides long. RefSeq names its product actin related protein 2/3 complex subunit 5 like (gene ARPC5L). The record is from RefSeq and is a predicted model, not a curated record. The transcript is spliced from 4 exons. Gene Ontology annotation, cellular component: cytoplasm; actin cytoskeleton; Arp2/3 protein complex. Gene Ontology annotation, molecular function: actin filament binding. Gene Ontology annotation, biological process: Arp2/3 complex-mediated actin nucleation; regulation of actin filament polymerization; cell migration. NCBI's taxonomy places the organism in Eukaryota, Metazoa, Chordata, Amphibia, Anura, Myobatrachidae. Bases 361 to 819 code for a protein of 152 amino acids.